Molecule: messenger RNA, 357 nt
Organism: Pneumocystis jirovecii RU7
Lineage: Eukaryota; Fungi; Ascomycota; Pneumocystomycetes; Pneumocystales; Pneumocystaceae
Exons: 2
Coding region: 1-357 (118 amino acids)
Source: RefSeq, a predicted model, not a curated record
AUGCAAUGCACAGGAAUGCAGCAAUGUAUACAGCAAAACGGCUAUGCAUGUGCAAAAGACUCACCUGGACAAGCAGAGCAUGUGCAGCAUCACGCAGCGCACUAUGGAAAAGAUAGGGCGACGCGAGAGGGAGCGCGACAUAGAAUACGCGGCGCGGAGGAGGAAUCACGUGCACCGCAGCAGGCUCGUGGAGCUGGAUACGGAGGAGACGCAAUGGCAACGUCGGAUGAAGAGCAAAUAGGAAAAAACAAGAAUAUUCGUAUAGAGCAGUUUGGGUGUUUAAUGGGAGGGGGUAGAGUUUACCGGGGAGACAGACAUUGGAAAAAACAGUGUCAAGAGCACCAUGGAGCGCAGUGA